AUGAAGUCAGAGUUUUUUGUUCAUUGGGACGGUCUCCGCACAAAGGAAAAAAACCGCGUACUUGUUCUUGCUGCUACUAACAGACCGUUUGAUCUUGACGAUGCUGUUAUUAGGAGACUCCCAAGAAGAUUGUUGAUUAAUUUACCCGAUGCUCCAAAUCGAGAGAAGAUUCUUAAGAUCAUACUGGCCGCCGAGAAUUUGUCACCAGACAUUGAUCUAAAGGAAAUGGCCGAUAAGACGAGUGGUUAUUCUGGAAGUGAUCUCAAGAAUUUAUGUAUUGCAGCUCUCCAUUGUCCCAUUAGAGAGAGAAAAAACGGAGGGAGGUUUAGCUGA
Vicia faba (fava bean) is the source of this 333-nucleotide messenger RNA. NCBI's taxonomy places the organism in Eukaryota, Viridiplantae, Streptophyta, Magnoliopsida, Fabales, Fabaceae. The record is from the annotation of a GenBank genome assembly.